Messenger RNA from Chiloscyllium plagiosum (whitespotted bambooshark), 1777 nucleotides. RefSeq names its product growth arrest-specific 1a (gene gas1a). Gene Ontology annotation, biological process: regulation of cell cycle. Lineage: Eukaryota; Metazoa; Chordata; Chondrichthyes; Orectolobiformes; Hemiscylliidae. The record is from RefSeq and is a predicted model, not a curated record.
GGAGGCGGCAGUGACCAGGAUGUGGAGCGGCUGUUCCGCUAUUUGUUUGCAGUUUUGCUGAAUAGAUAAUGAGACGCUGCCGAGGUAAUUAGAGCACGCUGGAGGGGUUUUUUUUUGUAUGUGUGUGGAUGCGCGGGGAGGAGGGAAGUCUUUCCUCUAAAAAAAGAACCGUAGCCAAACUCAGGGCAGCAUUGCCUGCAGAAUGUGGACGGAAAAGCAGGCGAGAGGCGCACAGUCUCCCUCACUCUGCACAACACAGUGAGAAAGAAACUCUUGGCUGCAACCGCACGGGACUUCUGAAUGGAUGCCUGACACCAGCCGUCCCUUAUGCAAAAGAUUAGCAAACUCCAAAACUUUCAGACACCAAGACGAUGGCAAGUCUCGCUGCCUUGAUUCGAGUCGGAAGCCACUUUCUCGUGUGUUUUCUGCUGGUUUUCAGCAAUUCUCGGGCGCUCGUUCGCCGGAUCUGCUGGCAAGCUAUCGUGCAGUGCCAGGUCGAGCAAGAUUGCAGCUUCGCGUACGACCAGUAUAUGGAGGCUUGCAGAUCUGUCUUAAACCUGGAGACCAGACGCUGCCCUAGCCACUGCCUUUCGGCUCUUAUCCACCUCAACCACACGCAGAACGGGCCCAUGCUCGAGAACUGCGAUUGCCUCCAGGACGAGCUCUGCAAAAGGACCAAGCGUGCUAUCGAGCCCUGCCUGCCGAGAACCCGCAACCGGGACGGGGUGAUGGGUUGUACCGAAGCCCGCCUGCAGUGCGAGACCGACCCCCAGUGCAACAACGCCAUGCGCCGCUACCUCCAGAACUGCGGCAAACUUUUCAAUGGCAUCAAGUGCACGGAUCAGUGCCGGGAGGUGAUCGAGAGCAUGCUGGUCAUCCCUAAAGCCUUGCUCCUGAAGGAAUGCGUCUGCGACGGAGCAGAUCGACCUAUCUGCGAGGCGAUCAAGGACAACAUGGCCAGACUAUGCUUCUUUGGACCUGAGCAUAGUUCUGGCAGUAGCGGCUCGGACAUGGAGCCGGAUGAUUACUGGGACUAUGAAGAAGAUCCAGGAGACAACGUUAUCAGUUAUGAUGAUGAGAAUAGAGACACAUACAGGUACUCUACAAGCGCCAGGUCAUCCUGCAAUUUCCCAGUGCCUAAUGUUUUGACUUUGAUGGCAUCCAUUUUACUACUACUACUACUAGUUCUCGGUUAUAAAUAAACAGUACAACUUUUAUUCUUCUUCAAUGAAAGAAGCUCUGCACUGCCAUCUUCAAUAUACAAAAGACAAUUUAAUAGACCUUUAUAUAAAUUUAAUUCUGGUAAGAUUUGUUUGUAUUUUCGGUUGUAUUAGAGGUGCGGAAUUAAUCUCUGGUGCAACUAGUAUAAAUCUUAUAUGACUGGGUUUUUUUUAGCCAGUCGUUGCGUGUUUGUGUAUAAAGUUACAAAUGUAUACAUUUGGGGAAUAAUUUAUUGAAAUAUAGACUUAACCACACGGCUAUGGUUUAGCAUCGAGCUGUGAAAGAAUGCAGUGAUACAUUUACCAGCGAAGUUACAGGAUUUCAAUACUUAUUCUAAAGGGAAAUUGAUUUAUAAUGAAUUGUCAGCGACUCCAGUUGAAUAGUCUCAGAUGCAACAUGGAGAUUUCGAAAGGUUGUCUUUAAAUAUGUAUUUUUGGAAAUGCAGAGAUAUAAAAAAGGCCUUGAUAGAUAUUGUUCUUUGAAAUGACUUUGUAAGGCUGUCAUUAACGUUGUAUUUUCAUAGAAGCCAUAAAAAGUCAGCUAGUUUAAAACAAAA